CUCCAGCCUGAAUUGCAGACAGAAUCCGAAAGGAGGAGGAAGAAGGGAAAUGUUGGCUCUAGGAUUCAAUAUUCAAUAUUUCUUAGAUUUAUUCGUUGCCGGCUUUUCCCUUAUGAUCGGAUUGGGCUUCUUCACUUUCAUUGCCGCCAUUCUCUGCUCUAUCGCUUUCUUGAAUUUGUUAGGUUUCCCUUUUGUUUAUGUUGGGAAGAAAUUGAUGAACAAUGAAGCAGAUCGUUAA
Messenger RNA from Impatiens glandulifera, 238 nucleotides. RefSeq lists its product as uncharacterized. The transcript has 2 exons. Bases 50 to 238 code for a protein of 62 amino acids. The record is from RefSeq and is a predicted model, not a curated record. Lineage: Eukaryota; Viridiplantae; Streptophyta; Magnoliopsida; Ericales; Balsaminaceae.